AUGUCUUCCAUUAUUGAGACACGUUUAAGUCCAUUUGGAUUGUAUUUCGAAAAAUCAUUAAAAGGUUUAAUUAAAGAGAUUAGAAAUAAUAAUAAUUCGAGAGAACAGCUUAUGGAAUUCUUAAAUAAUGAAUUGAUAACAUAUCAAAAGGAGAUUAAUAAUAUUACUUCAACAAAUACUAUCAACAAUUUAAUAGUUAAAUCAAAUAUAAUAUUGAAAUUGACAUAUCUAGAAAUGUAUGGGUUUGAUAUGUCAUGGGCUAAUUUUUAUAUAUUGGAAAUAAUGAGCAGUAAGAAUUUCCAACAAAAAAGAAUUGGUUAUUUGGCAGCUUCUCAAACUUUUUAUAAAGAUGAUGAUAUUUCAAUCUUGGCGACUAACUUAAUCAAAAAUGAUUUAAAGUAUACCUUCUCAAAUAACAUCAAUAAUACCAACAAUACUAAUUCAGUUUCAACUUAUAAAAUUGGUAUUGCCUUGAAUGGUAUUUCUAAUAUCUGUACAAGCUCCUUAGCAAGAGACAUUUCAGAUGAUUUAGUUUUAAUGUUGAAAAAUAAAAAUCCUUAUAUUAGGAAAAAGACAAUAAUUGCUCUAUUUAAGGUAUUUUUAAAUUACCCAGAAUCAUUAAGGGAUAAUUUCGAUGCCUUUAUUGAUUGUUUAAAUGACUCGGAUUUAUCAGUUAUUUCUACAACAAUUAGUGUUAUUGUAGAACUAUCGAAGAAAAUCCCUAAUUUUUUUAUUAAAAUAUCUCCAAUCUUAUAUGAUCUCCUAAUAAAUAUUGACAACAAUUGGAUUAUAAUUCGACUAUUAAAAUUAUUCACAAAUUUGACCAAUUUUGAGCCCAAAUUAAAAUUUAAAUUACUUCCAAAAGUAUUAAACCUUUUAAACAAUUCAAAUGCCACUUCUAUUAUAUAUGAAUCCAUCAAUUGUAUCUUAAAUACAAGUAUGCUAGAUGCUAAUGAUUUUAGCACUGCUCAAAUUUGUUUAAACAAGCUAUUGGAAUUCUUAAACUCUAAAGAUCCAAAUUUAAGGUUUAUUAGUUGCUCUCUGUUCAUCAAAAUUGGUAAAAUUAAUAUUAAUUUCAUUUUAAAUUAUUCAAAUGAAGUUCUAAAUUUCUUAAAUGAUAUUGACAUUUCGAUUAGAUUAAAGUCUUUGAAUUUAUUAGUAGGAAUUACAAAUGAUGAUAAUUUAAUUGAUACAGUAAACAUUUUAAAAAAUCAAUUGAUUGUAAAUGAAGAAAAAAUCGUAGUUAAUUCAAACAAGGAAAUUAAAAUUUUAAUUCCGAUGGACUAUAAAAUUAAAAUUAUUAAAACAAUAAUAAAUUUAGUUUCUAUAAAUAAUUAUUCCAACGUCCCUGAUUUUAAUUGGCUAAUCGAUUUAUUAUAUGAUUUGGUAUUUAUUACAAAGGACUCACUUACCACAGAUCAAAAAGAGCUUGGUAUCUUACUUGGCCAUCAAUUUAAAACGUUAAUGAUUAAAGUUCCGGACAUUAGAACUGAUAUUUUAGUUAAUCUAAUUAAAUUAAUAAAUUUCAAAGAUAUUGAAAAAAUUCCAAUUAGUUCGAUCCUACCUGAUAUAAUUUGGUCUAUUGGGGAAUUCUCAACUCUAAUUGAUAAUUGUAACGACUUGAUAACUGAUUUACUCAAUUUAAAUUUAAAGGAUACCAAACCAAUAAACUACAUGAUCAUUACUUUAUUGAAAUUAUUUAACAACUAUUGUAAUCCUACUUCCGACUCUUCAAUACCAACAACUGAAAAUAUUUUAAUAUAUCUAAAUAGUAUAUUAGAAUAUUUAUCUCCAUUAUCAUAUUCAAAAAAUUUUGAGAUUCAAGAAAGAACAAAUGAAACAAUGGAAUUUUUGAAAAUUUCGAAAGAAGCAAUAGAAGCAACAAAUGAAAUACCUAUUCUUAUUUCAGAAGUCUUGCCUGGUUUCUUCAACAGCUAUGAUUUAGUUCCUGUAUCACUCGACAUUCAAAGGAACAUUUUUAAUAAUGAGUUAAAUAUUGAUUUAGAUACUCCAUUUCUAUCUUCAGAGGAAAUGGGUGCUAUCAUUAAUGAAUCCUUAUUAAACACGGAUACAUCUGAUAACCAAGUAUCAUUAUUGAAAUCAUUAGAUUAUGACUGGGAUUCUGAUGCAGAUUCUCAUUCCGAUUUUGAAAUUCAAAGUAAUAAAAGCUUGAAUGCUGAAGAUCAUGUUACUGAAAAUUUGUUGGAUGUAAAAGAUUCUAAUAAUCAUGCUGAAAAAGUAGUAAAACAAAAGAGUGAUAAUCCUUUUAUAUUAGACUCAAAAUUGCAAACUAGAUCGGUUCAAUCUACUAAUAGUUUAUUUUCAUCUGAUAACAAACCACAAUCAAACAAUCAUCAAAUCAAAAUAAAUAACUCACUGAAUUCUGUUGUAGAUGAAAAUCCAUCCGAGCCUAAACUUCAUAAAAAGAUUACUGUGUUGACAGAAGCAACAUUACCAAAUUUCUCCUCUUCGACAGGUAUAUUAACAACAGAGAUAAGUUCAUUAUCUCUAAAUCCUGCUUCUACAAAAGAUUUAACAAAGAAAAAGAAAAAGAAAAAUCAAAUUAAUUUAAAUUUACCCAAUAAAUUAGAAAGCUUUGAUUUCAAGAACAAUCAAAUAACUAAUGCUAUACAGGACGCUGAUUUGAUGGAGUUAGAAGAGCUAAGACAAAAAUUUAAAUCUCAGGCUAAUGCUGAGAGAAACGCCCAAGAAAAUAUAAAUAGUGACAAUGAUGAAGUAAUAAUUAUUAAGAAAAAAAAGAAGAAAACGAAGAAGAAGGAUACUGAUGGGAAAGAGAAGAAAAAGAAGAAGAAGAAGGCUAAACCAGCAGUUGAUACUGGUCCCAAACUUUUGACUCAAAACCCUCCGAAUAUUAUUUAA
This is a messenger RNA of Henningerozyma blattae CBS 6284, 2880 nucleotides long. It is a transcript of the gene APL5, whose product is annotated as Apl5p. NCBI's taxonomy places the organism in Eukaryota, Fungi, Ascomycota, Saccharomycetes, Saccharomycetales, Saccharomycetaceae. The record is from RefSeq and is a predicted model, not a curated record. Gene Ontology annotation, cellular component: membrane coat; AP-3 adaptor complex; endosome membrane. The transcript has a single exon. Gene Ontology annotation, biological process: Golgi to vacuole transport; protein targeting to vacuole. The coding region runs from base 1 to 2880 and encodes 959 amino acids.